Molecule: messenger RNA, 8890 nt
Organism: Myripristis murdjan (pinecone soldierfish)
Lineage: Eukaryota; Metazoa; Chordata; Actinopteri; Holocentriformes; Holocentridae
Gene: daam2
Product: dishevelled associated activator of morphogenesis 2
Exons: 26
Coding region: 364-3591 (1075 amino acids)
Biological process (GO): actin cytoskeleton organization; regulation of non-canonical Wnt signaling pathway; positive regulation of canonical Wnt signaling pathway
Molecular function (GO): small GTPase binding; actin binding
Source: RefSeq, a predicted model, not a curated record
AGAAAGGAAGCAGCAACAACGCAGGGAAACGGCAUCAAACUCAGCAAUGCCGCAGAGUUUUACCACGAAACACAAACUCCCAACGAGCGAACAAGCGAAAUAAACUCCCCAGGAGAAUACAGGAAUGCUGUAAACAAUUCUCAGAGCUUUACUUUUGCUGAAAGGCACUUUGGGGUGUUUUUUUUGCAACUGACCGUGACGCGGCACAGGGACAAUCCAUCUCCUAGGGCAGCUUGUCUGAAGUGGAUCAUGCCCCCUAGAUAGCAGCCUCGUCGUCCUCUCCACUCCCCCCCCUGCCCCUUGCCCCCCCCUCCACCCUCCUGGCCCAGCACCACCACUGCCACCAGUGCCACCACAGACGCCAUGCCCCCCAGGAAGAGGACGCGGCCGGGCCUGGGCUUCUUAUGCUGCUUCGGCAGCAGCGAGCCCCCGGAGAUCAACCUGAAGGACAGCGUGCCGCUGCAGCUGCUGGAGUUCAGCGCCCCCAUGCCCCCGGCCGAAGAGCUGCACGCACGCUUCUCUGAGCUGGUGGAUGAACUGGACCUGACAGACAAGAACAGGGAGGCCAUGUUCGCUCUGCCCGACGAGAAGAAAUGGCAGAUCUACUGCAGCAAGAAGAAGGAGCAAGAGGACCCCAACAAGUUGGCCACCAGCUGGCCCGACUACUACAUCGACCGCAUCAACUCCAUGGCUGCUAUGCAGACCUUGUUUGCCUUUGAUGAAGAGGAGAUGGAAAUGAGGAACAAGGUGGUGGAGGAUCUGAAGACGGCACUUCGGACUCAACCAAUGAGGUUUGUCACCCGCUUCAUCGAGCUGGACGGCCUCACCUGCCUCCUCAACUUCCUGCGCAGCAUGGACUACGAGACGUCGGAGAGCCGCGUCCACACCUCCGUCAUCGGCUGCAUCAAGGCCCUGAUGAACAACUCGCAGGGCCGCGCCCACGUCCUGGCCCACCCGCAGAGCAUCAACACCAUCUCCCAGAGCCUGCGGACGGAGAACAUCAAGACCAAGGUGGCGGUGCUGGAGAUCCUCGGGGCGGUGUGCCUGGUGCCUGACGGGCACAAGAAGGUGCUGCAGGCCAUGGCACACUACCAGAAGUACGCCGCCGAGAGGACUCGCUUCCAGACACUGCUGAAUGAGUUGGACAGGAGUACAGGCCGCUACAGAGACGAGGUCAACUUGAAGACGGCCAUCAUGUCCUUCAUCAACGCUGUGCUCAACGCUGGAGCUGGGGAGGACAACCUGGAGUUCCGCCUCCACCUCAGGUACGAGUUCCUGAUGUUGGGCAUCCAGCCGGUCAUCGACAAGCUCCGAGAGCAUGAGAACGCCACUCUGGACAGGCAUUUGGAUUUCUUUGAGAUGGUGCGGAACGAGGACGACUCUGAGCUGGCCAAACGGUUUGAUAUGACCCAUGUAGACACUAAGAGUGCCGGUGCCAUGUUUGAGCUGGUCAAGAAGAAGCUGAACCACACAGAGGCCUACCCUCACCUCCUCUCUAUACUCCACCACUGUCUGCAGAUGCCAUAUAAGCGUUGUGGUGGCAGCCUGCAGCACUGGCAGCUCCUAGACAGGAUCCUCCAGCAGAUAGUCCUUCAGGACGACAAGGGCGAGGACCCUGAUGUCGCCCCGCUGGACAACUUCAGCGUCAAGAACAUCAUUCGCAUGUUGGUCAAUGAGAAUGAGGUCAAACAGUGGCGAGACCAGGCAGAGAAGUUCAGGAAAGACCAUGCAGAGCUGCUAGCCAAGCUGGAGAGGAAGGAGCGGGAGUGUGAGACAAAGACCCAGGAAAAAGAGGACAUGAUGAAGACUUUGAACAAGAUGAAGGACAAACUACAGCGUGAAGGUGUGGAGCUGCGCUCCGCCAGGGAACAAGUCCUGGACCUGUCCUCACGCAUCAACGACAUAGCUGGGGGCAAUGUGUCUUUCCCACCUCCUCCCCCACCCCCUGGUGGCCCUAUGGCCCCACCACCACCACCUAUGACUGGCGGCUUCCCCCCGCCUCCUCCACCACUACCGUUCAGCUGCCCGCCUCCCCCUCCACCUCCACCUCCGCCCGGAGCCCCGCCUCCUCCACCCGGAGCCCCGCCCAUGUUUGGAGCUCCUCCUCCUCCAGUCCCUCCCUCCUUCAGCACAGCAACAACUCUGCGCUCCAAGUCCAUCCCACAGCCCUCUCAUCCCCUCAAGUCCUUCAACUGGGCCAAACUGGGAGAGAAUAAGAUCCCUGGCACCAUCUGGCACGACAUCGAUGAUCUGCGAGCUUUCAAGAUCCUAGACCUCAAGGACAUAGAGAAGAUGUUCUCAGCCUAUCAGAGACAGCAGGAGCUGCUCACUAACCAAUCCUUCAAACAGAAAGAGACAGGCUCUAUGGACGACCUGUAUGUCAGCACGAGGAAGGUCAAAGAGCUGUCAGUCAUCGAUGGCCGACGUGCACAGAACUGUGUCAUCCUGCUUUCAAAGUUAAAAAUGAGCAAUGAUGAGAUCAAGAGGGCAAUCCUAGAGAUGGAUGAGAGGGAAGAGCUAGCCAAAGAUAUGCUGGAGCAGUUACUGAAGUUUGUCCCAGAGAAAAGUGAUAUUGACCUCCUGGAGGAGCACAAGCACGAGCUGGAGCGCAUGGCCCGGGCUGACCGCUUCCUCUACGAGAUGAGCAGGAUUGACCACUACCAGCAGAGACUCCAGUCUCUGUUCUUCAAGAAGAAGUUUGCAGAGCGUCUUGCAGAAACCAAGCCUAAGGUUGAAGCCAUCCUUAAUGCGUCCAAGGAGGUGGUCCGGAGCAAACGGCUCACCCAGGUCCUGGAGGUGGUGCUGGCCUUCGGCAACUUCAUGAACAAAGGCCAGCGGGGCAACGCCUACGGCUUCAAGGUCUCCAGCCUCAACAAGAUUGCCGACACCAAGUCCAGCAUAGACAGGAACAUCACCAUGUUGCACUACCUGAUCAUGAUAUUUGAGAAGAACUACCCCGACACGCUCCACAUCCAGCAGGACCUCAGCAGUAUACCAGAGGCUGCCAAAGUCAAUCUGGCAGAGUUGGAAAAAGAGGUGCACAAUAUCAAGAGUGGGCUGAAGGCUCUAGAGGCGGAGUUGCAGUAUCAGCAGAGCAGGACGAGGGAACGGGGAGAUAAGUUUGUGGCUGUGAUCGGCGACUUUAUCACCGUGGCUGGCUUCAGCUUCUCUGAACUGGAGGAUCAGCUCAGCGAAGCCAAGGAAAAGUUUGCUAAGUCUCUAAAGCACUUUGGUGAGGAGCACGGGAGGAUGCAGCCUGACGAAUUCUUUGGGAUUUUUGACACCUUCCUGCAGUCGUUCAGUGAAGCACGGCAAGACCUGGAGAACAUGCAGCGACGCAAGGAUGAAGAGGAAAGGAGGGCGCGGAUGGAGGCCAUGCUGAAGGAGCAGAGGGAACGUGAACGGAGAGCCAAGAAGGGCGGAGCAGCAGACGAGGUUGGCGGGGAAUUUGACGACCUGGUGUCAGCGCUGCGCUCCGGCGAGGUCUUCGACAAGGACCUGAACAAAUUCAAGCGCAACCGCAAGCGCUCCGUCAAUCAGCUGGUGGAGGGCGGCGGCCGCGAGCGGGCUGUCACCAAGGUCAAUUACUAGGUCAGGAAAAGGAAAGGAAAAGUUAGACACCGAAAUUCUGCCAUGGUGUAAAUUUGUCAACACCUACAACUUUUAGUCCAGGCCCUAGAGCUGUGACCAGGAGGUCAGUGACUUUGGAGAGGAUAUAAAUAACGGCCGAACUGGACAUGUAGCGACAUGUUUUGGCAGUCAAGCCGUUUGAAGGAUGCGACACCUCUCCUUCGAUUGCUCUUGUAAAGCUCUUCCCCACCCCUGUGUUUUCUGGACAUUGUAACGCACUACGACCUCUUGAGUUGGACGAAGGACACUUGGGAUGGAUGGAUGGACAGACCACUGUGACACAUUAUCCCACAAUUUCGACCAUAUCCUUUUAACACUGUGCUCAGUUUCUCUAUCUCGUCGUCUGCCACUCCUUGUUUCUCAAUGCUCUUUUUUUUUCCAAGUUCCUCAAUAUGUUCUGUAGUGGUGGAGCUGCCCUGUCUUUUUGCUAUCUGCCUCUGAAACACAUAGGAUAUUGGGAUCAACUGGCAAGUCCAAGAGAAAGGACUGUCAGACCAGGUUCAAAGACAAAGGAGAAGAUCCAGUUGAGGUGGCACCAAGUUAUACCUCCACAGUCAAGCUUGGUUCAGGCGACCUCUCAUCUGAAAGCAUCUGCAUUGAUUCCUAAUGUAGGGUUUGUGAUGGAGUGCUGGUUGGUAGUAACUCCUCCAGCAUUGACAGAAUGAAUGGAGAAGAGCCGCUAAUUUCUAUUGCUGCUGUGUAGGGAGCAGGGUCAACGGAUCCCACAGUUCCUGACAGCUGGAUGUCAGACUGAGGAAGCAUACAGUUGGUGGCGAAACAGCUGGGACAUCGUGGGGUCACAUUGGGAUUCAUCUCUCUUCUCGAGCACCUCCUGCAGUGCACAGCCCAGGGAGGAUGCAUAUACUUAGCUAGCAUUUCAAAGAAUACAGUUCUUCUCAAGGAACAUCUUCUCAGCUCGCCUUUGAUCCACCUAACAAAAGGUAGACUGUGCCACAAGAUUCAAGCAUCACUUGUAUUACAUUUUCUUCCAGUGACUUCAAGAUGAGGAUUGUUUUGGCAUCAACCAGUGCCAAAGCAAUGAGAAAAAAAGAGUAUAUGUAUUAAUACUGAACCUGCAAUUAGGCAUUUAUAUAUAUUUAUAUUUAGAUGCAGACAAACUAAUUGCAAAGAUGUAGAGGUUUUUUUAUGUUUUUCACAGCAUUUUUGGUCUUUGUACAUGCAACGCAUUCUUUGUUAGAGUUGAGUUCACAUUGCAAAAAUGAUUGCUGUUUAAGUGAAUUUCUUCACAUUUCACAUGAUGUAUAAAAAGGUGAUCGCUUGUUCUUUAUACACCUCUGUUUCCAUGUCCGCACUGUACCUUCUUUUUGCAGAGAAAUUUUACACUCUUUAGUCUGUAACAGCACAACCCAACCCACAGUGUUACACUCUGUUAACAAAAAAAAUACUCCCCUCUGAUUCUAUAAUCCCUGUAUUUGUGUCUGGUAUCUCUCAUCUUUAAUUUUGAGGCGUGGUUGAGAUAGGAUCUAUUCUAAUGGUGCUAACAUAAAACACUUGGUAACUUGUCUCACCGAGUGUGUAAAGUGAACACAGACUCCUGUCCACAUUCAGGAGCUUUCCUCAAUGGCCAUGGAGGUUCUAUCCAGCCUGUUUUUAGAAAAUGAACGCUUUAAUCUUACCUCACAUUGAGCUAGUGAUGGAUUACACUGUUACCAAGAUUCAGGCUCAUGUGACAUGUGCAUAUUUCUGUCUUUUCCUUUUUGUUGGCUCUGUAAUAUCGGACAUUGCCAUCCAACAUGCACGGUAUUGCAAUGUGCGGGUACAACACAAAAUGUAAAGAGUGUACAAUUUCUUGGAGUGGUUUUGAUGCAAAUAUUUAUAGUGCUAUGAUAGUGUACAAUGGCAGGACUGUAAGAGGGAGAAAAACACAGCUUUCAGCAGCAGAGAACAUUGUAAAAAAGUAUUUCUUUUUGUCCUUGUUUCCACCGUCUCUGCAAACUAUUCUCAUCAGUAACCCUUUACCAAGACAACUCUGUGGACAAAACCAGACUCAAGCCCCACGUACAGCAGCCCACUUAGGUUGUUUUCGUUACAGUUUUGAAUUAUCCCAAGUAUUAUUUUGUUCUAUAUUUCUAAACCCUUAGCAGUAGGCAAGACAAAGGCUGGAAUGUAUGUGGAUGUUUUUGGAAAGUCUUGGGGUCUGCCUUGGUAUGACAUUUCGAUCUGAUGAAGGGUUAUGUUGGUGAUGGACGGAGGUCGCUGGGGGAAGGGGUCGAGGGCUUGAAGUCUGCCCACAGAGAGUGCUCUAAUCCUGGGGUGAGGCCUCCACUGCGGGCGGCACAGCUCCAGAGCUCAGUGGUUAGGGAGAUAAGGAAGCCACUGGGUUCAAAAUCCAGUCUGGGACAUCAAAUGAAAGGGUUGAUCCAUUUCAAAUCAGAAUCGUGCACCACACGUAAACAUACAACUGCUUGUAAGCUUGGAGACGUCAAGACAUGCUUCUCCACUUGUUUGUAAGGACAGUCAGAGGCAAAUUCCUUGCCACCAGAAUGAAAGGAAAUAUCCUGAAGGAGAUAAGGGAGCAGAUUCCCAGAGGUGGGAUGGUAGGGAGACAUACACAUACACACACAUACACACACACACACACACACACACACCAGCCCACUCAAGCUUGUCAGAUUACAGAGGGCCAGAGUGCAAUGUAAACACACGUGGCUACCCCAAGUUAUAGCAUUAUGCCAUGCCCUGCUGUGUAUACAGAAUCCCUGAGCAGAGGAGGUUGGUGGACUUAAAGAGAGAAAAGGAAGUUCUUUUUUUCCUCAUCUUCAUCUUACACAGAGUUUAUCGAAAAAGAUGUUCUAAAACUGGUGACGGUGCCUGAAGAAUGUGCUGUUGAGUGAAAAACAGAAUUAUAUUUGUUCAUAAAACUUCACUAUCUAUUUUGUUCUUUCAUAGUCCACUGUAGUCAUUCCAUCCAAAGCAUGGUUACUGUAGUACAGUAUCGGGCCAUAUGUGAGGCACACAGGAGUGCAGUAAGAGGAUUGGAUUCUGGCUCUUUUUGGGCAAAUUGAAAAAAGGACACAUCCUGUGUUAAUCUCUUUGCAUGUGUGUGUCCCAAUAAUCCAGAGAUUGUUGAGCAAGGAGAGUUGAAGACAAGGGCACUAGCUGUGGAUUUUUUUUCAAUGAGAGGCUUGUUACUUUUAGAUCAGCUGAUUUUGACAGGCCAACGAAUUUGCACAACAGCCCCUCAUCCAGUUUCUCAAAAAAUAAAGCUAAAUAGCGGUUUGCUCACAUCCACAAUCACAGUGAACCCUGUGGCACAACCUUGACCUUUCUCCAUUUGACUGAUGGAAAAAAUAAACAUUGGGGAAAUGUGAGGGAGAUCAAGCAAAUAUAUAUAUAUGUAUGUAUGUCUCUGAAGAGAUGGAAAUUUCCCCACAGCACUUGACUUAAAAAGCACUUGGUAUAUAAAGUUAAAAUAACACAAGGCAGAACAGAACAGAACAUUUCCAAGGUUGGAUCUGGUGAUUAUGAUGUGGGAUCCACAUACAGUGACAGAAAAAGAGAGAGAAAGAACUGGUCUUGUUACUGACCAUUAGUGUUUUUAAACAUUACAGUGUCUCUGAAUGAACCAACACACUCCCACAAGACUGUAGGUAGUGAAGAUCUCAAGGUAUGGUAAUCCCAGUUUACCCUCGUUCUUCCAUUCUGCCAGCUUUUCAGCUCUUACAGAUUUAAAUUCUCACCUUGAAGUGCCUCUCACCCUGUUUUCUCACAUGUACCAUUCCUGUUGUAGUUGUUUUUUUGGUGCUGGUGGCUUUCUAAAAGAAAUCUACAUGGUAUUAAAAUGGAGCAGACUGUAAAACAUGGGGUUGCAACUGAGUUGAGAUUUGAAUAAUUGGCGCCAUCUUGAGGUGGCUGAUGGGACAGACAUUGUGUUGUUGACCAGUUUAACUUAAGGUUGUGUCUCGCAUUGCUUCUGUGGUGCUUGAUGGUGACAUUUGACCCCAGCUGUAGGUACAGAAACUCAACAUUAGCACAGAAGUGGGUUCAAAAGGUGUGGUUCAGUGUGGCUAUGGCAUCUCCUAAAUGAAGUCUUUAUCAGCAAUAUCCCACACCCUUUUUUCUUGGGAGGUUUAAUUUAUCCAUAAUCAGUUAUUUCACCGAAACACCCGAGUCAAAGCCAGGGCUUUAUUCCUAAAGUCUUUUCACAAAGAUUUUAAUCUCUUAUCGGUGCAAAGCGCAGAGACGCUGCUGUGAUAUUCAGAGGAUUAAGAGACGGUGCAGAGAGGAUCUUGGUAUUUGCUCGUCCCACAUGUUAGAGAUAUUAAUUGUUACACUAAGUCAACACAAACCUACAGGCACUUUGAAGUGUCAGUCAAAUCCCAAGUGAAGGGAGAAUGGCCGUAUGAUUGCCCUUUCCUCACCCAGUAUCUCAUGUAUAUUUGAGCUCUUCUAUUUUCUAUCCUCUGCUCUUCUCUCUGUUAAGUUACUCUAGAAGUUUAGAGUCUGACUUUGACUGUCCCUCUAAAAUCUUAAUCUGAAGCUUUAAUCCAUAACGUAGUGCGGACUAUUUACCAAGGGGUAUUGCAACUUUGUCAGUAUUAUUUCAUGUUUGUAUUGUCACAUGUUUGGGUUAUGUUUAUUUGGCCAUUGACUGGCUGUUGGGGGUGUAAAGGUGGAAAUCAGAGGAAUGAAAAUAGUAGCUUGUUCAGUGCACUUUUAUUAUGGGACUUUUCCAUUCAUAGCACCGUUGUGGGCUUAGAGCCGGCAAAAAUGAAGAGGGUGCAACUUGUAAUGAUUAAGAGAAAAAAAAAAAGCAGUGCAUAGCCCAUGACACGAUGGAGAAAGAAAGACUAAACGCAAGUGAGUUUGAGUACUCCGGCUGGGCCGCUGGAAACACACAGUAGUUAGUGUGGUGGAUUACGGAGAUGGGAUAUGAGGGGACAAAGAUUUAAGGGGUGGCAAACGGAGUGGGCUCCUGUUGGAGGGGAUGCUCCAGCUUUACAAGGGUGCAUUGAGUUUUAAGGCCUCACUCGUCCCGUCUGGGUCACUUACCUUUGGUGUGUUAAAGGGGGAAUGUUCACCGACACUUCCACAUUUCUGUCAAAUCAUGCACUUGCUUUGACCUGCAUGCCUAAAGAAGGGUGCACAAAAGUGUGACGUGUUGACUUUGACCUUUUCAUAUAAAGUUGCUUGCGAUAUGGAAAACACCCGAUACACGAUAAUUUGUACUGCCUGAGAAAAGUUGCACCUGAUUUUAGAGGUUGUAUAAUUGUGAGGAGUCAGUAUUUUUAUGGUUAAA